AUGGAACUGGUCAUAUCCUACAUCUAUGCUGGCAAUGUCAAGUUCGCGCGCAUCAUAAGUGAAGGCAAACGCUUGCAGACCGCGAUGCAGUUGUUGGUCUUGGGUAAUUACUUUGUCAUUGGUGAGCUUUUGAUCGACGUCAAUGAAUUUAUUUUCAACGACAUCCUCCCUUCGAUCACCCGUCACCCGACCACCCGUUCUCCUCGCCAAGAAGUCCGUUCUGUCGACCUCGAAGACUGGGUUGCCGCCUGCCGUCUCGUCUACGGCACAUUAUCAAAGACGAAACGCAGCAAAAGCCUCAGGGUCACCUUUCUAAAACUCACUUUUGGGAGCCGACUUCUCUGCAAGCAGAUUUUGAAGAUGUCAGAAUUCAAGACGCUCUGCUUGAAGUACCCCGACUUCAGUAGCGACAGCAUGAUCGAGCUACUUGGCAUCGGUGCCAUCGUCCUGCAGUAA
This is a messenger RNA of Colletotrichum graminicola M1.001, 456 nucleotides long. RefSeq lists its product as uncharacterized. The record is from RefSeq and is a predicted model, not a curated record. Bases 1 to 456 code for a protein of 151 amino acids. The transcript is spliced from 2 exons. NCBI's taxonomy places the organism in Eukaryota, Fungi, Ascomycota, Sordariomycetes, Glomerellales, Glomerellaceae.